AUGAAGCCUCAGACCAGAAACACGGUGGCGCGAAUGGAUCCAGACACAUUCUUCUACAACUUUUAUAAUAGACCCAUCCUUUCUCAUCGGAACACCGUCUGGCUGUGCUACGAAGUGAAAAUGAAAACAAAUGACUGCUCGAGGCCCCCUUUGGUUGCAAAGAUCUUGCAAGGCCAGGUCUAUUCAAAGCCUCAACACCACCCAGAGAUGAGAUUCCUCCAUUGGUUCCGAAAGUGGAAGCUGCAUAGUGACCAGGAAUACGAGGUCACCUGGUUUGUGUCCUGGAGCCCCUGCCCAGUGUGUGCAAGGAAUGUGGCCGAGUUCCUGACUGAGGAUGGGAAGGUCACUCUGACCAUCUUUGUGGCCCGCCUUUACUACUUCUGGAUCCCACAUUACCGGGAGGAGCUUCGCAGACUGUGUCAGAGAAGAGACAGUCCACAUGCCACCAUGAAGAUCAUGAGUUAUGGCGAAUUUCAACACUGUUGGGACAAGUUCGUGGACAACCAAAGAUUGUAUAAGCCUUGGAAUAAGCUGCCUAAACAUUAUACAUUACUGCACAUCACGCUGGGGGAGGUUCUCGGACACCUGAUGGAUCCAGACACAUUCACUUACAACUUUACCAAUGACCCUUCGGUCCUUGGACGGCACCAGACCUACCUGUGUUACGAGGUGGAGCACCUGCACAGUGGCACCUGGGUCCCGCUGCACCAGCACAGGGGCUUCAUACUCAACGAGGCUUCAAAUAAUCCGGGUUUCCCUGAAGGCCGCCAUGCAGAGCUGUGCCUCCUGGAUCUGAUUUUGUUUUGGAAGCUGGACCCGGCCCAGCGCUACAGGGUCACCUGCUUCAUCUCCUGGAGCCCCUGCUUCUGCUGUGCCGAGAAGGUGGCUGAAUUCCUUCAAGAGAACCCACACGUGAACCUGCGCAUCUUCGCUGCCCGCAUCUAUGGUUAUCAACGAGGAUAUAAAAAGGGCCUGCGCAGGCUGAACAGAGCUGGGGCCCCAAUUUCCAUGAUGAAAUACAGUGAGUUUAGUCACUGCUGGGACACCUUUGUGGAUCACCACAGAUGCCGCUUCGAGCCCUGGGAGGGCCUAAAUGAGCACAGCCAAGCCCUGAGUGGGAGGCUGCAGGCCAUUCUCCAG
Messenger RNA from Callithrix jacchus (white-tufted-ear marmoset), 1140 nucleotides. It is a transcript of the gene APOBEC3G, whose product is annotated as apolipoprotein B mRNA editing enzyme catalytic subunit 3G. Gene Ontology annotation, cellular component: cytoplasm; nucleus; P-body. NCBI's taxonomy places the organism in Eukaryota, Metazoa, Chordata, Mammalia, Primates, Cebidae. Gene Ontology annotation, biological process: negative regulation of single stranded viral RNA replication via double stranded DNA intermediate; defense response to virus; DNA cytosine deamination. Gene Ontology annotation, molecular function: zinc ion binding; RNA binding; cytidine deaminase activity. The record is from RefSeq and is marked provisional.